AUGCCUGCUCCUUAUUCUGACAACCUCUAUUCCGCCGACUCUGGCGAGGAACCUGAUGCCCUCUCGCCAACUGACGGUUACUUCCACGCGUCGUCUGAGUCGUCGUCAUCUCGCUCUCCCCACGUUCCAAACGUGCUGGUUGAGGAUCCCACGCAGUUGAGUCGAGAUGACAAAGCUAGAGAAGCUGAGAGGGAGAGGUUGUUAUUAAAUACCGGAGGCUCUUCCGGGAGAGAAGAACGUGGUGAAAGCACUGCUUCAGCACACGGAGCGCAGGGAAGUGCCGAGAAUCCAAUCGCUGCAACUCCCCAGCCUCAACCUCAGCCUCGGUCUUAUUCACAAAGAAUCUCGACGUUUGCUCACUCUGUUGAUGCACCGCCUGCCUACUCACCUUCGCCUACUUCACCAAACACAGUUAACAAUUAUCAGACCUUUACCUCUACGGCGACUAUGGGUCGACCCGAAGAGACUCAACCUCUUGUUGCCCACUCUCAUGAACCAGAGUCUAUGAGCGAUCCGUCUCCUAACUCAGGUCAAUCAUCUUCACGUUGGGAGAAUAUCAGAGACUUCAUUGCAAGACUCCACUUCCGAAGGAAGCUCAAGACAUUUCUUGCUUCGCUGUUGAUAUUUUCCGUCGUUUUUAUGAUCUUUAGCAGCUUCACCUUGCAGUCGAGCCACGGGCCGAAUCAAGUCAAGGAACGUGGCAAGUUCACCUGGAGUCCUUCCAGUUCAUGCCCCAACAAGGCCCAUCGUACCGGAACGGUCACCAAAGACAUAGAUAUCCAACCAUCACGCGAUCUCAGCGUUGUCCAAACCGUCAAAGACAUCAGAGGCCAUGAAGGGUGGACUACCCACGUCUCGGGCGAAUUCAUCCUUCGUCCUACAGGUAAAUCAUCGCCUGCCAAAAUAGAUAUCGAGGUCCUUUCCAACACCGACGGUCUCGGUGUCGAUGUGGAUAUUGAUAAGACUAUGCAAUUCAUCGAAGUGAUAGUGCCGCGAAGGAUGGCCCAUAACACAUCUGAAUCGACUCCUUGUAUCCAAGUCCGAGUUACUAUCUGGGUGCCUGACGGAUCGGUUAUCAACACUCUCACUCUCAAUACCGCGCAGUUUGAUGUGAUCAUCGACCCGGGCGUCACCCUUGGGGCUUUGGGCGGUGUCAAUAUCCGGACUGCUAGUGGCGAUGUCACUACCCCUGGCCUUGAUGGAACCACCACUGACAAGGACGCUGCUCUAUACAAUCUUUCUUCUCGGGAGAUCCACAUCCAUACAGCCAGUGGUGAUGUGAAGGGAUGGUAUCCUUUAUACGAUCUUCUCGAUAUCGGAACCGCCUCAGGCGACGUCACCACCAGCAUUGGCCCCAAGCCUGUCAACCCGCAAGACGUUAAAUCCGCCACAUUCAAAGUGCGAUCUGCUUCCGGAACCAUCACGAUCGAUGAGCCUAUCGCGGGUGCUCAAAAAGCUCCCCGUCCGGAUCGCGAGUUUCCACCGCGGGACUACAUAGUCGACAUCAUCACUGCAUCGGGAGAUAUCAAGGCCAAUGUAGCUGCGAGUUCGUCUGCAUCUUUCAAAUCUCAAUCUGGUGAUUUGGAGCUCCAGAUCUGGCCUGUGCUGGAUUCAAGUUUGAUGACGGGUGUUACCAGUCUGGCCAGCCCGAAUCUCGUGACGGAUACAAAGAGCGGCGAUACUUCAGUUAAACUUCUUGAGCCCUUGUGGACAAGCCCUGCUACUAUCGGCAGUGUAAUCCCUCCCUUGGAGCCCUACGACCCAAAGAGCGGCCGUGAUCCAUACUUUGUUCUUACAGAAGAGUCCGAGACUGAAGCCGGCGUUAGCAAGCCCGUCUUUGGACUUCUCCAGUCAAAGCACAAGUCGAUCAGCGGAAAUGUCAAGCUCUCUUAUCCCGCGUCCUGGGAGGGUAUUCUGUACGCACAAUCCAUGUCAGGCUCGCAACACUACCAGGGCAAGGAUUUGAAGAUUACGCGCGAGGGAGGAACGUUUAUGAAUAUCAUUAGAGGACGCAAGGGUACCAAAGGAUACUCUUCCCUCGAGGUUGAGACCGUGUCUGGUGAUCAGGAUGCUGUAAUUGGAGACAAGUAA
This is a messenger RNA of Fusarium pseudograminearum CS3096, 2091 nucleotides long. RefSeq lists its product as uncharacterized. Lineage: Eukaryota; Fungi; Ascomycota; Sordariomycetes; Hypocreales; Nectriaceae. The record is from RefSeq and is a predicted model, not a curated record. The transcript has 2 exons. Bases 1 to 2091 code for a protein of 696 amino acids.